Capsicum annuum is the source of this 2049-nucleotide messenger RNA. Its product is annotated as mitochondrial carrier protein MTM1. Lineage: Eukaryota; Viridiplantae; Streptophyta; Magnoliopsida; Solanales; Solanaceae. Gene Ontology annotation, biological process: mitochondrial transmembrane transport. The transcript has 11 exons. The record is from RefSeq and is a predicted model, not a curated record. The coding region runs from base 358 to 1608 and encodes 416 amino acids.
CGAAUUCCCGUUUUUUCACAUUGCUAACCAAGAAAAAAUAGUAUCUAUUUUUUAUUUUUCCAUUUAAAGGCCCUAUUUUGUAGGAGUGCCAAACGCAGCCCUAAUUCGAGAGAAUUCUGAUGGGCAGUAUUUUCGUGGCCGGGAGGGAGGCGUCGUAAUUUUGCUUCUAUUGCUUUCCCUCUUCUCCAAGGAACUUGCCAAACUAACUUCUUUCUUUCUUUCUCCAAAUAAUAUUAAAAAAAAUAAAAUCAUUUCUUUGUUUAAUUUAAUUUCCACUCUCACCACUGCUGAAUUAAAGCUGAGAUCAACAGGUUGAUCCGUAUUUGGUUCUAGUUAAAUAAAGUUGAUAGAGAACAAAUGGUUGACGAAUUGAAGCAAGGAGAAAAUUCAUGGGUGGACAUUAAUGAGCAGUCAAAUAGAGUAUUUGAUGUUGAUAAUAAUGUUUCCUUGAUGUCUGAAUCGGUAAUUAUCAUUGAUGGGGCUGACCCCUUACAUCCUCAGCAGCCUCCACCUCAGGGUCCUAGCCCCUCCUCGGAUGGCCAAUUGGGAUUUUCUGAACGAGCCGUCUCAGCAGCUGGUGCAGCAUUUCUCUCUGCAGUCCUUGUUAAUCCACUUGAUGUUGUCAAGACUAGAUUGCAAGCACAGGCAGCUGGAGUUGCUUAUUCACACCCAAUGAGUAACAUGACUAGCCGCAUGGCAGUUUUUGGACCAAAUAUGAUGUUUGCAGAUCUGAGGUGUUCACCUUCAUGUACCCGAGCUGGCGUUCAUGGUACAGUAGCAAUCUGCCCCCCUGAUUGUUUCCAAUACAAAGGAGCACUUGAUGUCUUCUACAAAAUUAUUCGGCAGGAGGGUAUUUCUAGGCUAUGGAGAGGCACAAAUGCUGGUCUAGCACUGGCCGUACCAACAGUUGGAAUUUACUUGCCUUGCUAUGACAUUUUUCGCAACAAGUUAGAGGAGUUCACAGCUCAACAUGCCCCAAGCUUGACACCAUAUGCUCCUUUAUUGGCUGGUUCUCUGGCACGGUCUUUGGCUUGCACAAGUUGCUAUCCUAUUGAACUUGCCAAAACACGAAUGCAGGCAUUUAAGGAUAUGAACAAGAAGCCUGCUGGAGUCUGGAAGACCUUGUUUGAGGUUAUUGCCAAUGUCAGAAGCACAAAUGGUACUAACUAUGGCUUACAAAGCUAUCGUGUACUAUGGACUGGACUUGGGGCACAGCUUGCUCGUGACGUCCCUUUUUCUGCAAUUUGUUGGUCAACUCUUGAACCUGUAAGAAGGCGGCUUCUUAGUCUGAUGGGAGAUGAAGCUAAUGUUGCCGGUGUCCUAGGUGCAAACUUUUCUGCAGGUUUUGUUGCAGGAAGCAUUGCUGCUGCUGCAACAUGUCCCCUUGAUGUUGCUAAGACUAGAAGGCAGAUUGAGAUUGACCCUGCCAGGGCAUUGACAAUGACGACAAGGCGAACUCUACUUGAGAUUUGGAGGGAUGGAGGGCUCAAGGGACUGUUUACUGGAGUAGGUCCUCGUGUUGGUCGUGCUGGCCCUUCAGUUGGAAUUGUGAUUUCAUUUUAUGAAGUUGUCAAAUAUAUGUUACACCACCAAUAUGCUUCUUCAUAAGGAGUUUAGUCAGGUUAAUUAGGUUUCUUCUUUCCAAUGUCUCGGAUCGGGUUUUUAGCUGAGUUGGGCCACGAUGGGACACUGGAGUAGCACAUAUGUUGUGCUCUAAUGUGGAUACGGUGCAUGCAAAGAGCAGUUUUGACCAAGGUAGAUUACCCUCACAGGUUAGCUUGUAGAGAAUAAUCCCCACUCUUCUUUGCUUUCCAGCCAAUUUUGGUUGGUUUUUUGGCAGAAUUGUCUUUGGACUAGAAGAGAUUUUGAUAUACUCAUGUUGCAUCAAUGAGCAGUUUUUCCUGAGAUGUUCUCAGUUAUCAUCAUUAGAAUAUUCAAUUUCUUUAUUUCUUCUCGACUGCUCUGGGGAUCUGAGCUAAAAUAUCGAUGUGGAACGAUUUUUAUCGAUGCUAUUUUGCAUUAUCAUAAAAUAUUGUCUUAUUCGUCUAA